AUGGGAAAGACAGAGCCACCCUGUCCAGGGGCGCAGCUCCCCCAGAACCUGUCAAAGCACUUUAAGAGCCGAGGAAAACGUCUCCAGUUUUACAGGCUAGUCCCUAGCUGCAUUUCAACAUACCCUACUCUGAGAAGAUUGAGAGGCACUGGCUGGGAGGUUUCACACUCAGGGCUUCAGCAAAACACCUUGACCUUGUCCACCAGGAAAAGCUGGAAGGGUCCCAAGACUCCUGAGAGUCUAUCUAGAAGUCCAAAGGCUACUUCUCACUUACUAUCACCCUUGAGACCCAAAACAAGGUGACCUUCAAACGCUAAAGGAAACAUCAGUGCAGCCAACACCAUCUGGCCACUAACAAAGCCCACUGAUGAAGAGGCCCUUCCUGCCUCUCAGCCCAUGAGUAAGGUGUCCCUCCAUCAGGCCUCUUCUCCCAGGGAGGAAGGAACCACACUGCCCAGCCUUAUAUUACAAUACAUAGGUUCUCGGAUAAAGCCUCUGGUUUAA
Molecule: messenger RNA, 504 nt
Organism: Peromyscus eremicus (cactus mouse)
Lineage: Eukaryota; Metazoa; Chordata; Mammalia; Rodentia; Cricetidae
Gene: Plekhg7
Product: pleckstrin homology and RhoGEF domain containing G7
Source: RefSeq, a predicted model, not a curated record